UCUUUGGCGUUGGCUUCAGUAUGUUUUUGGAGCUGCUUGUGUAAAGAUCACUCAUUUGUAAAUACCGUCUACCCUCUCGAACAAUUGGCUGACUGCCUGUUUGUGUGAAUUGCCAGCAUGAAGUGUUUUAUUGUUUUAUUGAUAUUCGUUGCAAUUAAUGGAAUUGUGGCAGCGGCAGAUGAUUCAAAUAUUGCCAAUCAACACAAUAUCCAGACCCAAUCAUUGCCCGGCAAUAUUGCUGUCGAUGAGGUCGUUGUCGAAUCAUCACUGUACAUCAAACCCAAACCUCGCCCUCAAUUGAGACGCACGCGUAAUGCUAUUUUUGCAGAAUUUAACAAUAACAUUGUACCGCUGAUUUUACAUCGUCGUGUCAAGCGCCAGUUUCAACAAUCGCAAGCCAUUUCUAAUGCGGCCGCCAAUCAAAACUAUGCAUCACCCUUUGGCUUCCAAAGUUCUGCUGCCAAUGCACAAGCUCAGGCCUUCAAUGCUCAAGGACCAUCCGGUUCAUUUGGUGCCUCGGCGGCUGGCACCGGUACUCAGGCCUUGAAUUUGAAUCGUUUUGGCGCACAAAAUUCUGCUGGAGCCUCGCAUAGUUUGAAUUUCAAUUUGCCAAAUGGUCAGACGAUUAAUUUUGCUUCUACCAACAGUUUUGCCAAUGGUCCGGCUGGCAAUACCGCCAACAGUCGAGGUAGUUCAGUGUCAGUUAAUUAAAAUUUGAAUUUGUCAAUACUUUGCAACAAAACACUCAAUAAUAUUAUUUAUAACAAUUUUUUGUUCUUUGUUUCAAAAUUAACUCUAAAACACUGUUAAAUCCUAAUCUAGUUUCAAAUGGUAACGAACUUAAGACAUAUCAAUAUAUCGUAGUGAAAUUUUGGGACUUAAUUAAUUCAUACGAAAAAAAAUUGGUGCUAAAUAAAUUGAAUAUUCAUUAAUAAA
Musca domestica (house fly) is the source of this 936-nucleotide messenger RNA. RefSeq lists its product as uncharacterized. The transcript has 2 exons. Lineage: Eukaryota; Metazoa; Arthropoda; Insecta; Diptera; Muscidae. Bases 118 to 711 code for a protein of 197 amino acids. The record is from RefSeq and is a predicted model, not a curated record.